AUGACGUCACCGAUAGCAAUGGCGACCUUGAGGACGCAGCUGCUGCUGCUGAGGCUGUCGAAGACGACGGCGGCGGCGGCGUCUCUCGGGGUCCCGAGGCGCUCGGCGGCCUCCCGUCUCGGCCCCCUCGCAGGCGGCACGGCCACACGGCGGGGCCUCGCUCAACACACCGGGCUCCCGGGAGCCGUCGGGGAGCGGCUGUGGGGCUUGGGACGCCUCAACCACGUGGCGGUGGCCGUGCCCAACCUGGAGGCGGCUACGCGGCUCUACAGGGACGUGCUAGGCGCACAGGUGAGUGGCGUCGUGCCGUUGCCAGAGCACGGUGUCUCCACGGUGUUCGUGGACCUGGGCAACACCAAGAUUGAACUCCUGGAGCCGCUGGGAGAUAAAAGUCCCAUCGCAGGCUUCCUGGCGAAAAACGCCAGCGGGGGUCUGCACCACGUGUGCCUUGAGGUGGACGACUUGGCGGCGGCGCUGAGUGCCGUGCGCGCCAUGGGGGUGCGCCCCCUGGGCUCGGAGCCCCGCUUGGGCGCGCACGGAAAACCCGUCAUCUUCCUGCACCCCAAGGACUGCAGCGGCGUGCUCGUGGAGCUUGAGCAGGCGUAGCCGGGGACACGGUGGGGGGGCGGAGACACGGUGGGACACGGUGACCGGAGGUGAGGUGGGAGACGGUGGGGACACGGGUAGAGACAUGGAGGUGAGGUGGGAGACGGUGGGACACGGGUAGAGACACAGAGGUGAGGUGGG
Lethenteron reissneri (Far Eastern brook lamprey) is the source of this 747-nucleotide messenger RNA. Its product is annotated as methylmalonyl-CoA epimerase, mitochondrial-like. Lineage: Eukaryota; Metazoa; Chordata; Hyperoartia; Petromyzontiformes; Petromyzontidae. Gene Ontology annotation, biological process: L-methylmalonyl-CoA metabolic process. The record is from RefSeq and is a predicted model, not a curated record. Gene Ontology annotation, molecular function: methylmalonyl-CoA epimerase activity. Gene Ontology annotation, cellular component: mitochondrion.